Molecule: messenger RNA, 484 nt
Organism: Populus nigra (black poplar)
Lineage: Eukaryota; Viridiplantae; Streptophyta; Magnoliopsida; Malpighiales; Salicaceae
Product: UPF0057 membrane protein At4g30660-like
Exons: 2
Coding region: 144-371 (75 amino acids)
Cellular component (GO): membrane
Source: RefSeq, a predicted model, not a curated record
CCUUUAAUUAAUUUGUGAUCCACCGUCCUUGAAUUCCCAAUUUAAUACGACGUCCCAUGUUUGUUUUCUUCUCCAUUAAGAACCAUAAAUACUUUUGGAUUUUAAUCUUGCAGAUCUAUCAUCAGCCUUUGUAGCGAGAGAAAAUGCCAAGUCGUUGUGAGAUCUGCUGCGAAAUCCUCAUCGCCAUCUUGCUCCCUCCUCUCGGUGUUUGCUUCAGGCAUGGCUGCUGCAGUGUGGAAUUUUGCAUUUGCUUGUUACUGACUAUUUUAGGCUACGUUCCUGGAAUAAUUUAUGCUCUCUAUGCUAUUGUGUUUAUCGAUCGCAAUGAGUAUUUUGAUGAGUACAGGCGUCCACUUUAUGCCCCGGCGUAGCAGUGAACGGUAACUAGUCCCUUUCGUUUUGUAGAACGCCAUUUCCUGAAUGGAAUUUGUACGUUGUGUUUAAACUACUUUUCUUUUAAUGGAAAUGCUCUUAAUUUUCCAAA